This is a messenger RNA of Polistes canadensis, 665 nucleotides long. RefSeq names its product larval cuticle protein A2B-like. NCBI's taxonomy places the organism in Eukaryota, Metazoa, Arthropoda, Insecta, Hymenoptera, Vespidae. Bases 49 to 417 code for a protein of 122 amino acids. The transcript has 2 exons. The record is from RefSeq and is a predicted model, not a curated record. Gene Ontology annotation, cellular component: extracellular matrix.
UCUAAGCACAUCUGUGAAAUCAUAGGAUUACACUCAAGAAAAAUAAACAUGGCUAUUAAGUCGAUCCUCGUCAUUAUGGCAGCUGGAACGUUCGUUCUAUGUCACGGCGGAACUAUUCCAUUACCUGUUGCUGCUGUAGCUCCAGCAACGGAUUACGAUCCUCAUCCACAAUACACCUACGCUUACGAUGUAAGCGACAGCUUGACGGGUGAUUCGAAGAGUCAACACGAAAGCAGAAAUGGCGAUGUUGUUAGUGGCAGUUAUAGUUUGAUCGAAGCUGAUGGUACCAGACGAGUCGUCGAAUACACAGCUGAUCCAAUUAAUGGAUUCAACGCUGUCGUCCAUAGGGAACCUGUAGCCCUUAUCAAACCAAUAGUUCCCGUUGCUCCAGUUGCUCCAAUUGCUUACCGUCAUUGACGGAUUAUCUAUCCUAGACAAAAAAAUAUAAAUAUAACUGAUUCCAUUAUUUCUCUAUACGAUUAGUCACGCUUGACUCUGCAUUUUUCUUUGGCUAAUAUUUUCUUCGUGUAAUAUAACGAAGAUACAAAAUUUGCGAUAUAUAUUGCGAAUGCUUGCCACGAAUCAUCGUGAUCUUCUUUGUACGAAAAUUUAUAUGGUUUUUAUUAGAAACUAAGAGAAUUAAAACUGCUCGUCGGUAAUGAGAA